GUUUGGUUAAGUGUCAAACUGUGAAAUUGACAUUUGCUAAUUGUUGUAUAUGUACAGCUAAGCUAAUUUUUUCCAAAAUUUUCGUUUAUUUGAGAUUGAGAAGAUUGUGAGAAAUUAGAACAUUAAAGAGCUCGGAAUUUUUGUAUUCAGUGAUUAAAAAGUAAUUUCCAUCAUGACGACUGCAGCACGUCCAACUUUCGAUCCUGCCCGCGGAGGCUCAGGCAGGAAUGAAAAGGACCUCAGUGCUAUGUCCAGGCAGUAUUCUAGCAGGGAUCUGCCCAGCCACACAAAGCUAAAAUACAGAGAACAUGGUCAGGGUACAGUUGAUGAAACCCGCACUCGUGACUUCCGCAAAGAACUGGAAGAGCGAGAGAGGGAAAAGAGGCCAGCUAUCAGAUCAGGUGAACAUGGUAAAAGGUUGAAAUUAGACCAAGUUCCAGCAGCUAGUUUAGAUGCAGAUGAUCCUUUAGAUGAGGACGAAUCAGAUUCCAGUGAUGAUGAGGAUGAUACUGAGGCACUAAUUGCUGAACUAAAUAAAAUCAAGAAGGAACGAGCUAUGGAACAAGCAAAGAAGGAAAUAGAAAGGAGGCAGGAAGAAGAAAGGAUAAGAAUGGAAAAUAUUUUGAGUGGAAAUCCACUUUUGACACAUUAUUCAGCUGGAGGUGCCAAAACAGAUCAUAAAGUUAAGCGAAGGUGGGAUGACGAUGUUGUCUUCAAGAACUGCGCAAAAUCUGAACCUGAGAAGAAAAUGAAUGUAUUCAUUAAUGACUCAUUGAGAUCAGAGUUCCAUAAGAAAUUCAUGGAGAAAUAUGUAAAAUAGUGUAUAAUAUAAGAUUCUACUUUUAAAAUAGUCAUAUUUGACAUUUGUACACAUCUCUUUCAUUUGUAUAUUUUCUUAGUUAUGUGAAUAAAUUAAGUCUAUUCAU
Messenger RNA from Acanthoscelides obtectus, 926 nucleotides. NCBI's taxonomy places the organism in Eukaryota, Metazoa, Arthropoda, Insecta, Coleoptera, Chrysomelidae. The record is from the annotation of a GenBank genome assembly.